AUGAAAUCGUUGCUACUACUCCACCUAUUUCCACUUUGGAGGUUAAGGCAACUUAUAGUCUCGGUGCAAUACACGUUCUGCCUAUGAGAAUUACUGGAAAGACAACGUCUAAAAAAUCUUAUUGGAAAGAAGUAAUUGAAGAAUCUAGAAUA
Molecule: messenger RNA, 152 nt
Organism: Scutellospora calospora
Lineage: Eukaryota; Fungi; Glomeromycota; Glomeromycetes; Diversisporales; Gigasporaceae
Source: the annotation of a GenBank genome assembly